AUGAAUAUAUUUACGGAUACAUAUAGUGAAAAUAAAGCAAAUAAUUUACAAAAAAAAUCAUCAUUUCGACAAGAUGGUUCUUAUCGAAUAUUUCAUAUAACCAAUAAAAACAAAGAAGAAAGCGAUGAUGAGAAUAAUUUAUCCACAAAAAAUGAACAAUUAGUUAAUAAAGAAAAUCAUAUAAAACCUAGAUAUCAAAAAAGAUCUUUAAAAACAUCUAGUCGAAAUGGAUCAGAACGAUGGAAAAGAAAAAGUACUAAAAAUAAACGUUUAUUAUUUCUUUCUAAAGCAUCAUGUGAAUCAACAUCCAAUGAUGCUAUUAAUUCUUCAAUAUCGGAUCAAUUAAUGAAUAAUUCAUUUCAAUCUAUCAUUCCUAAUGAUGCAGGAUCAAAACAAUUCUUAACAAUUGAUAUAGAAGAUGAUAAACAAAAUAAUAUUGGUGAUUCAUCUCAAACCGAUACUUUAAUAGAAGCUAUUGAUGAAACAAUCGCUCAUGAUGAUGCUACACUUAAUAAUUUACUUGCUCGAGCUAAUGUACUUGAAGUAACAGUUAAACAACAAGAUUUCAAUAGAGUUCGACCAAUAUCACAAACACGUUUUAAUCAAAGACGAAAACGUUGCCUAGUCGCUUUUAUUUCUGUUCUUAUAGCGUUCAUUAUUUUUUUAAUUAUUAUAGUUUUUGUUGUGGUUAUGACAUUAAAACAUAAAGCACAUAUGAAUCGAAUAUCAAAACCUUCAUCGAUUUAUAGUUCUUAUAGAUAA
This is a messenger RNA of Rotaria sp. Silwood1, 762 nucleotides long. Lineage: Eukaryota; Metazoa; Rotifera; Eurotatoria; Philodinida; Philodinidae. The record is from the annotation of a GenBank genome assembly.